UUGGCUUAGUAAAUUCUAGGAAGCCGGUUUGAAACGAGUUCAGUGCGUGGACCGCAACUUUUAAUAUCGUAUAGCGUAUUCAUAAGCACGAAAAAUGGACAAAGUUGAUGUGAAAGCUGGACAGAAAAUCUUACUAGGAGUAGAGGAUUGCAUUCGAGUUGGCGACGUUACGUUCGUUAAGAAACGUUGUUUCAUCCGAUUGAACAACAUACGAGAUGUUAACACUAACUCGGAACGUGGUGAGGAAUUUUACUACGCUCCCGAAAUACAAUCAAUUCGAAUCGUGGACAGUGUAAUGGAUCGUACACUGACGAAGAUAAAAAACCAUGUGUUCAUCAACCAGAUAGAUGUCCUAUAUCACGAAGCUAUAAAAUACAUACGACUGCAGGCGGAGUUCGGAGUAAAUAUGGAAUCUAUCGAGCACGGACGGCACACGGAAUUUCCAUCCCUGCUCUCCAUUGCUACGCUCCGCUGCAUUUUCAUUUUCGAUAUCCUUUGGAUUAGAAUACCAAAAGAUCUUGCAGAGCUUUUGAGCAGCGACCGUUACCGACGCGUAAUUCACGAUGGGCGUAUGAUUAAAGAUGUGCUGCUCCACCGCUACCAUAUAACGUUGGGGAAAUGUUUCGAUACCCUGGUCGCCCACAUUGCCACAAGGAAAGCUGCCGAGAAAGAGGUUGAUUAUAGACUGCCAAGCAUCGAUAUUUCCAUUCAAGACUGCGUAAUGAAAUAUUUUAAGAUUCCUGACAAGUUUUUCCGUGAAAAUGUCGACUUCUAUAAACGAAUGUUAUCAAUCGAAAACCAACUAGAAGCUGCAAAAAAUGUUGCUUUUCUGGUCGAUCUACAGAAUCACUUCUUGGCAGAAAUCAUGUUGGUCGAUGUUAUCAAGCGUUGUUCGGUUUGAUUGGUCGGCAUCCGACACCACUAAAAAAGACGAAUUUAAAAGAAUUUAUUACUGUUCCUUAUAUUUCAAACAUGAAAUAUACUGUUCCU
Anopheles coustani is the source of this 990-nucleotide messenger RNA. RefSeq names its product piRNA biogenesis protein EXD1-like. The coding region runs from base 95 to 901 and encodes 268 amino acids. The record is from RefSeq and is a predicted model, not a curated record. NCBI's taxonomy places the organism in Eukaryota, Metazoa, Arthropoda, Insecta, Diptera, Culicidae. The transcript is spliced from 2 exons. Gene Ontology annotation, molecular function: nucleic acid binding.